This is a messenger RNA of Bombyx mandarina (wild silkworm), 2927 nucleotides long. RefSeq names its product leucine rich repeat protein connectin (gene Con). Gene Ontology annotation, molecular function: protein binding. The record is from RefSeq and is a predicted model, not a curated record. NCBI's taxonomy places the organism in Eukaryota, Metazoa, Arthropoda, Insecta, Lepidoptera, Bombycidae.
GAACGUGCCGCCUGUUUUCGAAGCUGAAGUGAGUUCGUUGACGACAAUUAGUUGUUUUUUUUUUUAAAUGUGUGUUGUGAUAAAACGAAGACUAUGGGAAUGAUUAUCUGAAAGAUACAGAAACCAGGCCCGCAACAUCAGGUGGAAUCAAAAAUCAGAUAAAAUGGAGAGACGCGUCGCCGGUGCCAUCUACAUACUAAUCACGUUCGCUUUGGUUAAUGAGAUGUCGAUGAACGUGCAGGCCAGGGACAGCAGCAAACGGAGAACGAAAGAGAGGUCAGGAGGAUUUCAGGACAACAUUUGCGACAUAACAGACAGGGACUCAAAAGUGCAUUGCUAUUGCGAAAACACCAGGGAACCGAGGAAUGCGACCAAAGCGGAAUGCUGGAUAUUCAAUGGCGGAAUUCCUCGCGACGACCUCGUCUGGCAAAGUUUCGCUUCUCAGCCCACUUUGCAAGCAUUGUCUUUCAACGUUCGAGUUGAAGGCGCUUUGAGCUACGUGCCGACCAAAGCUCUGAUGUACUUACCGCGUCUCAGAUCCAUCAAUAUAAAAUACGGAAAUAUUUUAGAAGUAUCAUCUUUUGCUUUCGCUAAUCUCACGCAUUUAAGAGAAACUGGCUUAUCGCAGAAUCAAAUAGAAACAUUACAGCAGUAUUCGUUCGUUCACUUGCCAAAUGUAACGACGAUAAAUUUAGAAGAUAAUACGAUUUUAGACAUAGAUGCGGAGGCGUUUUAUGACGUGCCGAAACUACAAAAGCUGGUGUUCACGAAAAACAAUAUAUCAACGAUAAGGAAUGGGACGUUCCAACACACGUUCAAUCUAUUGGAGUUGGAUUUGAAUAAAAAUAAUAUAUACAAUUUGAAUCGUCGCACAUUUGAUGGAUUAGCGAACUUGAGGAAAUUGGACCUGCGAAAGAAUAGAAUACAGAAUCUGACCGAAUUCACUUUUGCCGAGCUAUGGAACUUGCAGGAGCUGUUACUGGGAAAAAACGAUUUGAAAUUCAUUUCUGAAAGGGCGUUCGACGGAUUAUCGCAGCUACGGAAACUGUCCCUGGACGAUAAUAAGCUUGGGUCCCUACCGUCUGGCUUAUUUGAGGGGGUGCGGGGCCUGAGUUCGCUGGACCUACGUUCGAACGAGCUUCACGCUUUGACUUACGACAAUAUCAAACCGAUCCUCGAUAAUUUGAAGCCGCAGAAUAGCAACUUGCUGCUCGAAGAUAACAGCUUUGUAUGCAAUUGCAAUUUAAAAUGGAUGCAUGCCUUGAGGAAUGAAACGAAAAGUCAGAACACUAAGGAUUCGUUAGAGAACGUGACAUGUAGACUGGACCCACCAAUCGUCAGCUCUGCUUACAACAAAAUACCCGAAACGGACAAUGCACCUUUCAACCAGGAGAUCCUGCACGCUGGACUGACCAUAGAAACCCUCAACGAGAAGAUGAACAUAACGGAGAAGAAAGGAGAUCUCAAGGACAUCGUCGAAGCCGCCAAUGAAAUCCAAACGAAGAAGGGAGUCAAAAGGAAUGUUUUGAAAUUUCCCCCGGAAACUUUACCAUGUCCUAGGGAGGUCGUUAAGACUACUGAGGCUCCUCCAUUUAUAAUCGAUCCAGUGAUUCCAAUACAAAAUGAGAUGAAAACGUAUAGGUAUCAUGAAAUGAAUUCUGGUCACGGCCUGUCGCUUAGAUUUAGCAUAGUGUUAUAUAACAUCUGUUUAGCUUUCUUUUUCACUUAGGCUAUUAAUAUUUAAGGGACUAGAUAUAUGAUAUUAAGGGAUACUAUAUUGUUUUCAUGGCUGUGUAUUGAAGAGUAUUAAGAAAACAGCUGCAAGUUAUUUUAAUGUUUGCACGUGUGCGAUAGAGCUCAGAAUCUUUUGGGAAAAUGGAACCGUCCAAUUUCAGUGAGCUUCAAUAAAACUUUUUUUUUUUCUUUGUUUAAUAAACAGUUAAUAAACAAAAACAAUAUUUUUAUAAUGAAAAUUAAUAUUAUGAUUGUCUUAUUUUCCUUAAUGAUAUCGAAAGUAAUAAAAUAAGUUAUUAUCAAAUCUAAUAUUCAAAAUUUACCAUUCAAUGUUGUUUUUAAACUUUUAAUUUAGUUUGACUAAUAAUAUUCUUAUUUAGAUUGACUGAUAAAAUGAGCAAGUGUGUAAAGUAAGCAAAUACAUAAACAUGUUAACAUAUUAUUUAUUCCAAAAAUAAAGCGGGUGGAACCGCAGGAUAAACUUGGUAUUUCACUAGAAUGCGAACGACAUUUGUCAAAUUAUAUUAAGUCAAUUGCUUUGUCGUUAGUCAGUCGUAAAUAAAGACUUUGAAUUUCUCAAUAAUCUUCAGUACAUAGCUAUCAAAGACCGCUUAAAACAAACCACACAAUUGAGCCACAUUAUAAAGUAAACACAAAUUAUUUAUAUCCUAUUAAUGCGUCAAAGUUUUCUCUGCCUUGCUACUAAGAUAGUCCAAUAGUACCAGGCGGCUAGAACUUAGGUUCGAGAUACUAUGUGCACCACCUUGAUGACGAUAUUCGUCGCCUAUUAGUAUAUUAUGAGAGCUUAAUAAGGCAUUUGGGCUAUAAGGAAACUUUGUUGCACUAAUUACGAAAACAAAUAUGAAUAGCACUUACUGUUUAACGCGAUUAUGAUCACAGAUUAUACCCGAAUGUAUGUUUGUAAUUUUUAAUAUAGAAACUAUUGUAUCUAAAUGUAAGAUAUGAUCUCAGUAUGGUUAGUGUGAGUAUUUUUCAUUUAAUUACUAAUUUAUUAUUUGUGUGUGUAUGUGUAUGUAUAUCUUUAUACGACGGCUCACAUUGAGCCUUUAUGGGUUGGGCUAAUCUUUCUAUUUUUGCGGGAAAGUUUUAAGUUCUGUCUGGAAAGUGGGAACAGCUAUUUUACAAUAUAAUUAAGAUUUCGACUCGACUCGAUUCCUUAGCACGCACCUUAC